CGUGCUUUGCUCAGUUUCUUGCGAUCAGUCGGAUCGUACGGACGUACUUUUCUUUGGGUGUUUGGCAAAGUGUAAGCAAGUGUGGCAUGUUGUGAGAACUGGUUGGAGCCCGAUCGGAACCUGGUAGAGUGAGCACGACGAAAUCGUUUCCGAUAGUACCUAAGCUAACUGCCAAAUGUUUGAAACACAAUAACGGUUGCUGAUGACUUACAACGGGGUAAACAUUUAGCUUAGUGUUUAGAGUGAUUAAGUUAAGUGUGCGAUUCAUUCGAUCGAUUGUUGGUGAAUCUCGUAAACUGCCAUUGACAAGCAAGCGAUAAUGCAAACCAGCGCCUGAUCGCCGGACGCAACGUAUGAAACCAGAGCAUCGAGAGGUUGAGAAGCAAAAUCAAAAAAAAAAUCUGAAUCCGGUGUGUUCCUGUUUUGUGACCCAAAGUCCCCAUAAGCCAUGACGAAGCUGGCGUACAAAUCAACUGCCCUGACAGCACUGGUACUGUGUGCUGGACUGGCCUAUGCUAUCCAGGUUCCCGUUCCAGUGGACCAGAUCAGUAUUGCCAACACAAACGAUCGGCAGGAUGUGGUUCCUCCGUACGGUCAAUCGCCACUUGGAUACGGCGCUGGUAAGAAUGAACCACGUGUAUAUCGUCCGGAUACUUCAUCGCUGGAUUUUGUGUACCACAACCACGAUGAUAUGACGCGCUACCUGCGAGCAACUACUGCGAGGUAUCCUAAUUUAACCGCGCUGUACUCCAUCGGCAAAUCGGUACAGGGCCGGGAUUUGUGGGUGAUGGUCGUGUCGUCCUCACCGUACGAACAUAUGCUCGGCAAGCCGGAUGUGAAGUAUAUUGGAAACAUCCACGGUAAUGAAGCCGUUGGUCGCGAACUGUUGCUUCAUCUGAUUCAGUACCUGAUUACGAGCUACACCAGUGAUCCCUACAUCAAGUGGCUGUUGGACAACACGAGGAUUCAUAUUCUACCUUCGCUAAAUCCGGAUGGGUAUGCCGCUUCCAAGGAGGGUACCUGUGACGGAGGCCAAGGACGGUACAACUCUCGGGGAUUCGAUUUAAAUCGUAACUUCCCAGACUACUUCAAGCAGAACAGCAAACGAUCCCAGCCGGAAACGGAAGCCGUGAAAGAGUGGAUCUCCAAGAUACAGUUCAUUCUCAGUGGAUCUCUGCAUGGAGGUGCUCUGGUUGCUAGCUACCCGUACGAUAACACUCCCAAUGCCAAGAUCUGUCGAUCUUCGUCGACUUGUGCCGUGUUCAACAGUUACGUCCAGCAGCCAUCGCUGACACCGGACGACGAUGUGUUCAAACAUCUUUCGCUGACGUACGCCAACAACCACGCUAAGAUGUCCCGGGGAGUAGCCUGCAAGUCCGCGUCGCCUUCUUUUGAAAACGGCAUCACUAACGGUGCUGCCUGGUAUCCGCUGACCGGGGGAAUGCAGGACUUCAACUACGUGUGGCACGGAUGCAUGGAGGUUACGCUGGAAGUUUCCUGCUGCAAGUUUCCGCCGGCUUACGAACUGCGCAAAUACUGGGACGACAACCAGCUGUCACUGAUUAAGUUCCUGGCGGAAGCGCACCGAGGCGUGCAAGGUUUUGUGAUGGAUCCCAACGGCAGUCCGAUAGAGCGAGCCCAGCUGAAGAUCAAGGGUAGGGACGUGGGAUUCGUCACCACGAAAUACGGCGAAUUCUGGAGAAUUCUCAUGCCGGGCGUGUACAAGCUCGAGGUGUUCGCGGACGGAUUCGUUCCACGGGAUGUAGACUUUAUGGUUGUCGAGCAACAUCCGACGCUGCUGAACGUCACCAUGCAGCCGUCUAAGCGCAACGACGGCGCCUAUUACCGACCCAUCCAAACAUCCCAGUCGCAGUAUCGUCCCCAGCUGGCCAUUCCGGCGGCCCAAAGCUCCGGCAGUAAUGGCUCUCCCGCAGACGAGGGCAUCCUCUCAACACUCAGCAACGGAUUCAACAGUUUGGUGAACAACAUUUUCGGCUAAAGCGGUCAUAAACCGGGUCGCAAGCCGAUAAGUUUCGUACAGUAUUAGUUUAAGCAGCUAACUAAAAGCAAACCUUUCAUCAGUUGAGCUGGCAACGUUUUAGCGAGGGGCAACCGAACCCCGUUCCCCAUACAAUGGCUUCACGUAGGACGAUAUUAGUAACACAAAUUCAAAAAAAAAAGCAAAAAUGUGUUCCAGUGAUACGAAGAUAAUAAGUCCAUUUUAUUGACAUUCAACACUUUCUAGCAAAAAAAAUCGAUAUGCAUAUACAUAUAUAUUUAAAAUCUCUAUAAACAACAUAUUAUCGAUAUUAUGAACACUCACGAUUUGAACUGCUGGAAGUUCGUAGCUUAUAUUCACAUUUUAGUGAUUGAACAAUAAAUGACCUGUUGAAAUAAACCAUAAUACACAUACAUACACACACACUGGAGAUCGCUUCCAACCUACAAAUUCGUUCUAAACGCGUAGAUCUUAGCUUGUAAACCGUAAACCUACUUUCUAGAUGCAGAUAAAUCAAGACUAUAUUUAUUACGAUAGUGACGGUAAAGAUCGUUCAAUAAAAGUGCUUAAAAUAAA
Messenger RNA from Wyeomyia smithii (pitcher-plant mosquito), 2575 nucleotides. RefSeq names its product carboxypeptidase D. Gene Ontology annotation, biological process: proteolysis. The record is from RefSeq and is a predicted model, not a curated record. Lineage: Eukaryota; Metazoa; Arthropoda; Insecta; Diptera; Culicidae. Gene Ontology annotation, cellular component: cell surface. Bases 449 to 1999 code for a protein of 516 amino acids. Gene Ontology annotation, molecular function: metallocarboxypeptidase activity; zinc ion binding. The transcript is spliced from 5 exons.